AUGCUGAAGCUGUUAGUUCUUGCUGCCUUUAUCUCUACUGUAUCGUCACUUGGCCUAGGCCGAACUCAGUCAUCCGGUGUGAGAGGGAAACUGAUUUGCGAUGGAAAACCUGCUGCUGGUGUUACUGUUAAACUGUACGAUGAUGAUAGAGGCGUUGACGCUGAUGACCUUAUGGCAUCCGGAAAGACUAACGGAAAUGGCGUUGACGCUGAUGACCUUAUGGCAUCCGGAAAGACUAACGGAAAUGUAUUUAUGUCUUUAUUUCAGAUUCCUAAGAAGAUUUAUGAUGCUGGAACUAUUCAGCUAGCUGGAGCAUUCCCAGGAGAAGAACGAGAUUGCCUUCACUGA
Messenger RNA from Strongylus vulgaris, 348 nucleotides. Lineage: Eukaryota; Metazoa; Nematoda; Chromadorea; Rhabditida; Strongylidae. The record is from the annotation of a GenBank genome assembly.